AUGGCUCCUGCCAACACCUCUUCUUGCACCCGUCAGACUUUCCACUCUGAAUCAGAAAGCAUCAUUAUUCAGAAACAGAGGAAAGAAAUGCAGCUGUUACUUGCAGAGCUGAAAGAUCGUGAUAAAGAGCUCAAUGAAAUGGUUGCUGUGCAUCAGAGGCAGCUGCUGGCUUGGGAGGACGAUCGUCAAAAGGUCCUGACUUUGCAAGAGCGAUGUAACAGGAUGGAGAAUGAGCUGCUCAAAAGGAAUGAAUUGAUAACCGCACUGACCAACAGGCUGAAGCUGCUGGAAUGUGAGGAGAACGAUUGGAAGAAGACUCUGGAGAAUGCCCAGAAAGAGCUGCAAGACCUCUCUCGGACAGCGUCCAACACGUCGCUUCACUGCCAGGCUCUUGAGGAGAAGAAUCAGGUUCUCAACUGCUCCGUGAUGGAACUCUCUAACAAAGUGGGGCAUCUGCAAGCCAGAGAACAGGAGCUGCUGACCAUGUUAAAGUUAAAGGAUAAAGAUAUCCUUGAAGCGACCAAUCAUAUCACUGAAUUUACCUGUAAAUUCAAAAUGUUAGAUAGCGCUCUGCGGGCUGCAAGGAUGGAGGAAUCAAACACCAGCAAAGAAAAGCAGGAUUUUAAACUCAAGUUGAAAGAACUGAUGUUGGAAACCAGCAAAUUAAGAGAUGACCUCAGUGAAAAAACAAAAGAGAACAAUGAACAGAGGGAGGGAAUCAUACGGCUCAAACAAGAAAUCAGUUAUAUGAAUAACGAGCUGAUGUUUAGUGUUGAGAGAGCGAACCGAAAAGAUCACCUUCUUCAGUCCGCAAAAUCGAAGCAGCUAAGGACUGACACAGAGCUCAGCAAUUUGCGACAGAUCUACCUGAAGCAGCAGCAGGACCUGCAGUUUCUCCACUUCAGCUUGGAGAGUUCUCAAGAAGCCAAACCGACACCCAAGAAGGAGGCCCAUGAAGCAAGCAUAGAGAUGGUUUUGUCAGAUCUCAAGAAUGGCAGCGACAGAGAGGUGGCCUGUAGUGAAAUCGCUCAGAAGACACACCCAUGUUUUGUGCACAAUCCCCCAAGCAGCUUGCAACCUUGCCUCAUAUGCAAAGCUGAGAAUAGGCAGCAGGCGCAAGACUCCGGUUCCAAGGAGCAACUCACAACAAACUCGGAUGCAUUUCAGGAAGGGGCAUUUGGCUGUUUAGAAACUCUCCCUAGAGAAGAGCAGUCACAGAGCAGUUCCUUGAGCGCAGGCAGAGUAGACAGCGGACCCGAUUCGCAGACAGACAGCACCUGGACGCCGGACGAGAGGGAAUCUGCCCAAGCGUCUGAGCAAAACCCUGUCACCUUUUUGCCGAUGCACGAGCACUGGCUGGACUUGGAUUCCUUCAUGGAGACCACAAAGAGCUGUAGCCCCACGUCAAAACUCUCUGACAAAUUUGACAGGUGCUGUAAAGCUGCAGGGGCACAUCCCGCGGGGGUUCCAGGUGGGCAAAGUCCCCAGACCUCUCCCCGUCUGGCAAGAGCGCUGGAUCCCAGCGGUUCCUGUCGCUGCUCUGCGAACAAAACCUUGCCGCACCAGCCCAUUACGGACCAAGAGUGGAUGCAGAUUUUCAAGCCGGCCAAAGCGGAAGGAGGCACACAGCACGGAGCGCUUGCGAGUGAUUCCCAGGCUAGUUGUCGAAUCAAAAGCACCAAGGCAGAAAGCAGCCAUGACGCAGUCCUGACUCUUUCAGACUUGGGCCCUCCGUGUUUGACUUCGACGCAGAAGUCAAGUAGGCCCAAGAGGCGUGAGAAGCUCCUCGAGCCAGACCUCCCCUCCAAGCUUGCAAGUGUGCCCGAAGUCCCGGAGGUGAGUGGAUGCUGCUGUCCUGCCAUUCUUUAUGAUUCCUGCUCACCCACAAGUAAACUUCAAAAACUACUGGCAGAGUCCCGGCAGAUGUUAGCCGACCUGGAACGCAACUACCUGCUCCCCGAUGCUCCUGGUUGCAGUCCCCAGGAAGGCAGCCCCUCAGAGUGGGCAGAAGAGCAUCCAGGGAGGCUACCGGCUGCUGAGGAAACCCAGAUGAAGCUUUCUCUCUUCUCUCUCUGACCUCAGCUGCUUUGGGUUGCAGACAUAGUUCUGCCUUCAUCCUGUCUGCGCAACAACCCUGUGAGGCAGAUUGGCUAAGAGAGAGAGAGAGAGAGAUAGAGAGAGAGAGAGAGAAGAACCGCCCCUUUGUGAGACGGUGCCACCCACUCCCGAAGGUCGUCGUGUGAGGUUUUGCACAAGACGGCCCUUCCUCCGUUGCUGCGAUCAAUCUCGGAACGCCUCAUGUGCCAGUGACCUGGGUCUAAAUGCUGGGUUUUAUUCCCCUCCUCCUCCUAUAGAAUUAUACGAUACUGUAUACAAGAGACUUUAAAGAACAGCCACCCUAACAGUAAUUGAUAGUAUUUUGGGGAGGGUUAUUUAAAGAUGAAAUUGCUAAUUUGGAGACAUUUACAAAACAGAAAUGUGUUUUUCUCUGCUUUUCCCUGUUUUUGUACCAAUAUUUUAUAUUUACAGUAUAAAGCCAAAUAUGUUCA
Molecule: messenger RNA, 2549 nt
Organism: Heteronotia binoei (common prickly gecko)
Lineage: Eukaryota; Metazoa; Chordata; Lepidosauria; Squamata; Gekkonidae
Product: coiled-coil domain-containing protein 62-like
Exons: 15
Coding region: 1-2076 (691 amino acids)
Source: RefSeq, a predicted model, not a curated record